Molecule: messenger RNA, 417 nt
Organism: Schizosaccharomyces osmophilus
Lineage: Eukaryota; Fungi; Ascomycota; Schizosaccharomycetes; Schizosaccharomycetales; Schizosaccharomycetaceae
Gene: nbl1
Product: Borealin-like protein Nbl1
Exons: 3
Coding region: 1-417 (138 amino acids)
Source: RefSeq, a predicted model, not a curated record
AUGAAUAAACGAAAAAGGGUCGAAGAGAUUGGGGAAUCCAAGCACCGUCAGGUUCGACAACGUAUUUUGCAGGAACGCAAAACGGAUAUCCUUGAAAAUCUUGCUUUUGAAUUGUCCGAUAAAAUUCGACGAUUGCGAUCCAAUGCAGGUUUGCUGGCUUCUACCAUACGCAUGAGGGGAGAAAUGCGUGUGGCUUCUAUCCCCCGUGCUCAAAGAAAUAUGAAACUUCGUGAUUUUCAACCCUUUUUGUCAUCCAAUACACCCGUCACUCCUUGGCGAACUCGGAUUCAAGAAUUCUAUAAACUCGAAGAAUUAUCCAUGUCGAAACGGAAACCGAAUUCCGCAAAAGCAAGUCCUUCCAAGACCCCUACUCCUAUGCGAGUGAUGAAGCAAAAAGCCUCUACUCAGGACUCGUAG